AUGGUGUCAAGCUCAUCUGCUGUGGAUAAUCCUACAAAGUAUAUGGACGAGUGGCGAGUCGACCCUUCCAAGUCAGUCCCAAUCUCCCAGUCCAAUAUGUUGUGGCUGAUCUUCCUCGGUGCCUUCCUUAUCGUUGUCUACAACUUCUUCAGGAAACCUCCAGGUCUUCCACCAGAUUUUAGCGGUCUCACUGGCUUCCAGUUAUGUGCCUUAGUUUACUGGUCUCUAGCUCACGAAGCCAAUAGCUUUGAUCUUUGGAGCGAGACUCUACCGGAUACUGUGGAGAGGCUUAGAAGGAAACACGGGGACAUUUACAGCUGGCGGUUGGGUAGUCUAUCUCUCGUGGUCUUAAGUGACUACAACCUUAUCAAGUCCGUUUUCUCGAAGGCGGAAUGUUCAGGAAGGCCGUGGAUUUUCACCCUUCAGUGCUUCACGUAUUUCACUGGAAAAGGCCUGAUUUUCUCCGAGGGACGCCCCUGGCAAGAGAGUCGCCGGUUCGCGCUGCGCCACCUGAGGGACUUUGGCCUCGGUCGCCGUUCGCUCGAGAGGGUCAUCCGUCCUGAGGUGGCGAGCUUCCUGAAGGACCUCGAAGGGCGGGCGGGGAGGCCGACGGAGGUCAACUGGAACCUCAAUGUGGCCGUCCUCAACGUCAUCUGGAGGCUGGUUGCAGACCGCCGAUUUGACAUCAAUGACCCAGAAAUCAUCCGCUUCGAAAAGAUGAUCAGAGUGAACCUUGACAUCAUCAAAGGGGCGGCUGUUUUGCUUGACAUCUUCCCUUGGCUGUUGUAUUUGGCUCCCAAGCCAUGUUUAUAUCAGGAGACAAGCAUCAUUGAAGAGCAUGAAACCUCUCUGGACCCGAAGAAACCUCGAGACUAUAUCGACUGCUACCUGCUGGAGAUGAGGGAGAGGCAUGGCGAUCCCAACACGGCUUUUAAGCGGGACUACAUGGACCUGCUCGUGUCCAUCGCCGAUCUCUUCGGAGCCGGAAGUGAGACGACCUCGUCAACUCUACGCUGGGUCGUCUUGUACAUGGCCCUCCACCCAGACGUGCAGGCCAAAGUGCAGGCUGAGAUCGACGGCGUGGUGGCCAAGGGGACGCUGCCCUCGCUAGCGGAUCGGGCCAAGCUUCCUUACACCGAAGCCACCAUCAUGGAAACCCUCAGGAUGUCCUCGUUAGUUCCUAGAGGAAUCUUUCACUGCAACAGCGAUGGAGACGAGCAGAUCGCAGGAUACAAUAUACCAAAGGGCUCCCUGCUGGUCCCCGAUAUGGAGAAGUGCCACCGAGACCCUCAGUACUGGGAGAAACCUGACCAGUUCUAUCCAGAACAUUUUCUCGACGAAGACAAUCAAGUCAUCACUAAGAAAGACGGUUUUCUCCCCUUCUGUGUUGGGCGUCGACAGUGCCUGGGGGAGUCACUGGCUAGGAUGGAGCUCUUCCUGUUUACUUCGGCUCUCCUGAAGAAGUUCUGCAUCACUCCACCUGCUGGGGUUAAGCUCUCAACUGAAACAAACAAGCACAGACCAGCUUUCAACUUCGCUAAGCCUUUCCAGUGUCAAAGUGAUACCUUGGUGGAAUAUAUUGCUGCAAGUAUUCUGAGAGAAAGUAUUUGCCAAUGUGCAGAUGCUAUCAAAAGUGCUUAUAUGUCAUCGUAUUUUAAGAUUUAUUGGCGACGCCCGUGUCUAGAUUAUACCCUUGAUUUCUUGCGCAGAAACACCCACAUUGCAACCACUAGAUAUUUAUCUGUGACGCAAUUUAGCAUGAACAAGUUAGUAAGACAGGAGGCCUCUUACCGUGGAUUAGAAACCAUGCGUGCAUCGCCUCUUAAGACUUGGCGUGUACUUCAGGAUCUUAGAACGUGUAAUGAGGGACAACCAAUGCUCAAUGUCCAACAGCAUUAUACAAAUCAAGAAAAUUCAGCAGAGAUGAAUCCUGGUUUCUACACAGCAGACCUGUUUAUAUCAAUUGCCCUUAAGGAUUCGGAAACUUCAAAGCCUCCAGAGAUGAAGCAUUUGAUCAGGAGUUUCCCAAGAUAA
Messenger RNA from Penaeus monodon (black tiger shrimp), 2034 nucleotides. RefSeq names its product cytochrome P450 2L1-like. The record is from RefSeq and is a predicted model, not a curated record. The transcript is spliced from 20 exons. Lineage: Eukaryota; Metazoa; Arthropoda; Malacostraca; Decapoda; Penaeidae. Gene Ontology annotation, molecular function: oxidoreductase activity, acting on paired donors, with incorporation or reduction of molecular oxygen; monooxygenase activity; heme binding. The coding region runs from base 1 to 2034 and encodes 677 amino acids.